AUGGGUAUGAUUGGUCAAUUAGGUGGUCAAGAAUUAAAUUUUCAGAUGUUUAGAAACACUUCUGAUGCUCAAGAUGAUGGUGAUGAUAAUUGCCAGGAUUCAGAUGAAGACAUAGAAGAACUAGCAGAAGGAAUAUCUGUAGAACAAUUCGGAGAUGGAUGUGCUGAAGAAAAUAGUGGAUGGACUGAAAAAUCAUUUGCAAAGGUGCUUGAAUUGUUAGGUCGGGCAUUUGGUGAACAGUCAUCUUGGCCAAAAUCUUCUUAUGAGGCAAAGAAAAUCAUUAAGACCUUAGGUCUUAAUUAUGAGAAAAUCCAUGUUUGUAAACAAGAUUGCAUGUUGUUUUGGAGAGAGUAUGCAAGUGCAGAAUCAUGUCAUAUUUGUGGUACUUCUCGUUGGGUGGAUAGCACAAAGAAAAGAGCCGUGAAGGUGUUACGGUGGUUACCCGAAGGUCAUUUGUUUCGUUAUCAAAAACAAUUAUUUGAUGGCACCGAAGAAGCAAGGCUACCACCAAAGCGAGCAAGUGGAAGUGAUGUGUUGAAUCAGUUAGAUGGGCUUCAAUUCACUUUUGGAAAAUUUAAGAAGAAAAAAGUUGUUAAAGACAUCAAAGUGCCUGAUGGUUAUGCUUCAAACAUUUCAAGAUGUGUAAACCUACAAGAGCGCAAGAUUGGUGGUCUUAAAAGCCAUGAUUGUCAUGUUUUGGUUCAAGACAUCCUUCCAUUAGCUUUACGAGCUUGCAAUCCACCCAAGGAAGUCAUUCAAGUUGUAAGUGAAUUGGCAACAAUUUUCAAAUCACUUUGUUCUAAAGUGGUGGAUGUGAAUGAGCUUGAAGAGCUUCAAAAUCAAAUUGUUAUGACAAUUUGUCAAAUGGAGAAGAUUUUUCUUCCAUCAUUUUUUACUAUUAUGGUACAUUUAAUCAUUCAUUUGGUGGAAGAAAUGAAACUUGGUGGACCAAUUAAUUUUAGAUGGAUGUAUCCUUUUGAAAGGUUCUUCAUGCGUUUCAAAUCUUAUGUUAAAAAUCGAACUCAUCCUGAAGGUUCCAUUGCUGAAGGAUAUAUAGCUGAAGAAUGUUUGACAUUUUGUUCACGAUAUCUUCAAGGGGUUGAAACAAAAUUCAACCGACCAAUGAGAAAUCCAAACCCGCCUACAAAUGACCAAGUAAAAUACUUAUUCUCUAGUGUUGGUCAACAUAUAGGGAAGAUUGAAGAAAUUGUUUUAGAUGAAAUUUCCUUGGUUCAAGCGCAUCGUUAUGUCCUUCGUCAUUGUGAUGACAUUGAGAAUUUUCGUAGAGAGUUCAUUGAAUUGGAAAAAAGAAAGCGACGUCGACAUUCUCGUCUUUCUGAAGUUGAAUUAGAGAAGUUAGUGAAUGAAAAUUUUCAUUUGUGGUUUCGAAGCAAGGUUUUUGGAAAAAGAUUAUCCGGAUAUUCCGUAAGAGUUGUGGCUCUUGGUGUGGGACCCUAA
Messenger RNA from Dioscorea cayenensis subsp. rotundata (Guinea yam), 1458 nucleotides. RefSeq lists its product as uncharacterized. The record is from RefSeq and is a predicted model, not a curated record. Bases 1 to 1458 code for a protein of 485 amino acids. The transcript has 7 exons. NCBI's taxonomy places the organism in Eukaryota, Viridiplantae, Streptophyta, Magnoliopsida, Dioscoreales, Dioscoreaceae.